AGAAAAAGCAGAGAUCUACCAGCAAGCAACAUGUUCUCUUCUUUGCUUUUCUGCAGUUGUUUCAUCGCCUUCCUGUCCAUCGGUUCCAGCAGCCAGCGUCAAGUAGAUCACACGCCGUAUUCCACCUUGCUGGCCCUUCUCACCGGAAAUGCCGGCGCAGCGCCUGUCGAAAGUCCAUACGUGAGAAGACUUUCUUCACUAGCACGACCUUUCUAUGUCAGCCCUGUCGUCGAUUACUCCUCAUAUUAUCCAGUGUAUCCGCCGCAACCAUAUCCCGAAAUGUUUCACCAACAAGUAUUCGAUCGAAAACUGUACCUAGAAGAUUCAGAAAUUCCGCUGAUUCGCUCUGAUCCGGAUCCUCGUUUUUUCGGAAUGAAAGCCAAUGCGUUAAACGGAUUGCUUACGUCCUUAAGAGGACCACCUGGCCCACCUGGUCCUCCAGCUCCAGCAGCAAUUCCAGCAGGACCCCCAGGUCGUCCAGGCCCUCCAGGUCCUGCUGGUGCUUCUGGUCCAGAUGGCGCUCCCGGUCCGGAUGGCGCUCAAGGCCCCGAUGGCAAUCCCGGUCCUGACGGUAAUCCCGGUCCUGACGGUAAUCCUGGCCUCGAUGGUACCCCCGGUACAGACGGUACAGCUGGAGAACAAGGAGCACCCGGAGAACCCGGACCACCUGGAGACCCAGCACCAGUUAGAGUUUAAAAUGUCCAAACUAUUUCCAAGAACAUUGCAGUUAACUAACAACGGUAAUAAGGCGCCAUGGUUGGGUUUUGGAAUUUUUGUUAAGAGGUUAAAAGGGAUAAGUGAACCAAUAUGAAUCAAUUUCAAAUUUGGUGAAACAUGAAGUUGUAAUUUUUCAAUAUUUACCAAUAAACGAUAUCAAACAAUA
Messenger RNA from Daphnia magna, 883 nucleotides. Its product is annotated as collagen alpha-2(IX) chain. Bases 31 to 696 code for a protein of 221 amino acids. The transcript has 3 exons. The record is from RefSeq and is a predicted model, not a curated record. Lineage: Eukaryota; Metazoa; Arthropoda; Branchiopoda; Diplostraca; Daphniidae.